This is a messenger RNA of Prorocentrum cordatum, 2739 nucleotides long. Lineage: Eukaryota; Dinophyceae; Prorocentrales; Prorocentraceae. The record is from the annotation of a GenBank genome assembly.
CCGCUUUGGCCCGGGCAGCGGCGGCUCGGACAUCUCUCCUCCGAGGCAGGGCGGCGCACCGCUCCAGCACGGCGGGUGUGGUCGCACUGCGGAUCGCGCCGGCCUGUGCGGAUCCAGCGCUGCCGCGCAGGGAGCGCGGCUCCGCGCCCCGAUGAGGUCCUUCCGGCACCUCGGGCGGCGCGCGGCCCGCUCCGUGUGGUCGCAGCCGGCCAGGAGCUACACGCCCCUGAUCAGGCUCGGGGCCGGGGCCUCGCCCCGAAAACGGAAGGCGGGCACGAGCUUCGCCCUCCGCCGGCGGGCGCCACCAGGGAUCCGGGCAGCGCGGGGGCCCAGGUGCUCUCCAACGAGUGGUUUGCUCGCGCAGACGUGGACGGGUCGAAGGCCCUGGGCUCCGGCGAGCUCGCGGCCCUGAUGGAGUCCAUCGGGAUACCGCUGAGGGAGUCCGAGCAGCAGAGGUUCUUCGACUUCUUCGCCAAGAACAAGAAGGACGAGAUCUCCUACCCCGAGUUCGUCUCCGUCCUGCGCGGGCAGAUGCCCCAGUUCGCGGCCUCCCUCGGCUUCAUGAACCAGUACACCGGCCACUACCCCACCGCCAUGGCGGGGUUCAACCAGCUCCUCCCGCGGUUUGACUCCCAGGAGUCUGACGAGUGGGUCGAGUCCCUGGACGCCGUCAUCCAGCACCAUGGCCCCCUUCGGACGCGCUUCCUGCUGCACGAGCUGAUGGACGAGGCCAUCCGCAGGGGCGUGAAGAUCUCGCCAUCGGUCACGACGCCAAUGUGCAACACCAUCCCCACGACGGCUGAGCCCGACUACCCUGGCGACCUGAAGAUGGAGGGCCGCAUCUCGAACUUGGUCCGCUGGAACGCGGCCGUCAUGGUCAGCGACGGCAACAAGCGCGCCCCGGGAGUCGGCGGGCACAUCGGGACGUUUGCGUCCGUCUGCGACAUCUGGGAGGUGGCGAUGAACCACAUCUACCGAGGCAAGGGCUACGGCGGUGGCAUGGGCGACUCCAUCUACAUGCAGGGGCACGCGGCCCCCGGCGCCUACGCCCGGGCGUACCUGGAGCAGCGGCUGAGCCUCGAGCGGAUCAUGAACUUCCGGCAGGAGGUCGGCGGCAAGGGCCUCUCGAGCUACCCGCACCCCAGGCUGAUGCCGGACUUCUGGGAGAACCCCACCGUGUCCAUGGGGCUGGGGCCGCUCUCGGCCGUGACGCAGGCCCGGCUCUUCCGGUACCUGCACCUGCGCGGCCUGGCCGACACCUCGAACAGCCGCGUCUGGUGCUUCAUCGGCGACGGCGAGAUGGACGAGCCCGAGUCGAUCUACGCCAUCGCGAGGGCCGGCUACGAGAGGCUCAACAACCUCAUCAUGAUCGUCAACUGCAACUACCAGCGCCUGGACGGGCCCGUGCGCGGCAACUCCAAGGUGAUCCAGGAGUUCGAGGGGGUGUUCCGCGGCGCCGGCUUCGACUGCAUCAAGCUGAUAUGGGGCGACGUGUGGAACGACCUGGUCGACAACGACCACGACGGCAGGCUGAUCGAGGUGCUGGAGCGCUGCCCCGACGGCGACUGCCAGCGGUACGCGGCCAAGCAGGACGGCGCCCUGGUGCGCAAGGAGCUCUUCGAGGCGAACGGACUGGCCGACAGGGUGGCGCACCUGUCGGACCAGGAGCUCAUCUCCGCCUUCAUGCUUCCCGGCGGCCACGACCACAAGAAGAUCUAUGCGGCCCUCAAGCAGGCCGAGACCAACGCCGAGAGCGGAGGCCGCCCGACGGCGAUCCUCGCCAAGACGCUGAAGGGCUUCAGCCUGGCCACCUUCCAGGGCAGGAACACCGUGCACCAGCAGAAGAGCCUCAAGCUGGACGAGAUGCUCACCUUCCGGGACGUGCUGGACAUCCCGCUGACGGACGAGCAGAUCGAGAAGGGCGGCGCCGGGCAGGGCGGCGAGUUCUUCAGGAAUCCGGGCCCGGACUCGCCCGAGGUCAAGUACAUGGUGGAGAGGCGCCGCGCGCUGGGCGGCUUUCUGCCGACGCGCGUUCCGGCCCAGAUCUCCAAGCUCGUCGAGCUCCCGACCGCGGACAACUUCACGAUCUUCGACAAGGGAAACCCGAAGCCUGGGAGCACCACCAUGGCGUUCGCCACACUCCUCCGGCGGCUCAUGAAGGCCGGCGACUUCGGUCAGCGCUGCGUGCCCAUGAUCACCGACGAGGCGCGCACGUUCGGCCUGAACGCGUUCUUCCACGAGUUCAAGAUCCACGCCCCGUUCGGACAACACUACACCCCCGUGGACCACGACAUCCUCAUGAAGUACAGCGAGGCCCCCGACGGCAGGAUCUUGCAGGAGGGCAUCAGCGAGGCGGGCGCACUCUGCACCUGGAUCGCGACGGGCACCGCGUACGCCUCCCAGGGCUGCCCGAUGAUGCCCUUCUUCAUAUACUACUCCAUGUUCGGUUUCCAGCGCGUGGGCGACCAGAUCUGGCAGGCCGCCGACGCGCGCGCCAGGGGCUUCCUGCUGGGCGCGACGGCGGGCCGCACGACCCUGAACGGCGAGGGCCUGCAGCACCAGGACGGCCACUCCCUGCUCAUGGCCCUCACCAACCCCGCCGUCGUCGGCUGGGACCCCGCUUUCGCCUACGAGCUGUCCUAUCGAACACGGCAUCAAGGAGAUGUGGGGAGAGGACAAGGACCUGAUCUACUACGUCUCCGUGUACAACGAGAACAUGCCGAUGCCCCCCGCGCCUGA